UAUUCUUUCUGGAUUUUGGUUCUUUAAAACCAUCAAAUUUGGGGUUUUUCUUUCCUGGGUUAGACUCAGAUCUCCAAUCUUGGGGUUUAUUUUAAGUUUCUGGGUUGUUAAUCUUGUAUAAUUUUGUUUUUGGGGUUUGAAGAUCUUGAAAUUUGAGGACGAAAGAUGGCAGGAAAAGGAGGAAAAGGGCUAUUGGCUGGUAAAACAACAGCGGGUAACAAAGAAAAAGAGAAGAAGAGACCUGUUUCUCGCUCUUCUAGAGCUGGUCUUCAGUUUCCAGUUGGUCGUAUUCACCGUCACCUUAAGUCAAGAGCCUCAGCCAAUGGUCGUGUAGGUGCAACUGCAGCUGUCUACUCUGCUGCGAUACUUGAGUACCUGACUGCAGAAGUGCUCGAGCUAGCAGGAAAUGCAAGCAAAGAUCUAAAAGUGAAGAGGAUAACUCCUAGGCAUCUGCAGCUUGCUAUUCGAGGGGACGAGGAGCUCGAUACCCUCAUCAAGGGAACCAUUGCUGGUGGUGGUGUUAUCCCUCACAUUCACAAGUCCUUGAUUAACAAAUCAGCCAAGGAUUAAGGAUUCUUUAUCUGAUAAUAUAGGAUGUAGAAUAAAGUAUAUGCGGGAUUGUUACAUUCUAGCAAUUUCAGCUGUAAUAUCUUUCUGCCAAACCUGUUGUAGGAUUUCUAAGUGUGAUAUUUUAUUAGCUAUUUAGGUGCUUGUCAAUUUAGUUCAUUCUGGUCUCUCUGUGCAGUUCUAACUGGAUUUGUCUUGUAACAUGUGUUUGUUUGAUGAUUCAAUUAAGUUUCUUGCUUGAUUAAAUCAGUGAAAUUUCUACUGCAAGUUUA
Molecule: messenger RNA, 839 nt
Organism: Chenopodium quinoa (quinoa)
Lineage: Eukaryota; Viridiplantae; Streptophyta; Magnoliopsida; Caryophyllales; Amaranthaceae
Product: probable histone H2A variant 3
Exons: 3
Coding region: 166-570 (134 amino acids)
Cellular component (GO): nucleosome
Molecular function (GO): structural constituent of chromatin; DNA binding; protein heterodimerization activity
Source: RefSeq, a predicted model, not a curated record